This is a messenger RNA of Phaethon lepturus (White-tailed tropicbird), 796 nucleotides long. Its product is annotated as aflatoxin B1 aldehyde reductase member 2-like. Lineage: Eukaryota; Metazoa; Chordata; Aves; Phaethontiformes; Phaethontidae. The annotation marks the transcript as partial. The record is from RefSeq and is a predicted model, not a curated record. The transcript is spliced from 6 exons.
UGGAAGUCGCCACCAAGGCCAAUCCCUGGGAUGGGAAGACACUGAAGCCUGAGAGUGUGCGAUUGCAGCUGGAUACAUCCCUGGAGAGGCUGAAGAGGGCGAGUGUGGAGCUCUUCUACCUCCAUGCUCCUGACCAUGGGACCCCGGUGGAGGAGACGCUGCGUGCCUGCAAUGAGCUGCACAAAGAAGGGAAGUUCAAAGAACUUGGUCUAUCAAACUACGCAGCAUGGGAGGUUGCAGAAAUCUGCACCAUCUGCAAAUACAACAACUGGGUGAUGCCAACUGUGUACCAGGGUAUGUACAACGCAACCACUCGCCAGGUGGAAGCCGAGCUGUUCCCUUGCCUGAGGUACUACGGACUGCGGUUCUAUGCCUACAAUCCGCUUGCAGGAGGGCUGUUGACUGGCAAGUACAAGUAUGAGGACAAAGACACACACCAGCCCACUGGAAGAUUUUUUGGGAAUGACUGGGCUCAAGCCUACAGGGACAGGUACUGGAAAAAGCACAAUUUUGAAGGAAUUGCCCUUGUAGAAAGAACUCUGAAAGAUGCUUAUGGCUCCAAUGCACCGAGCCUGACCUCCGCUGCGUUGCGUUGGUUGUACAAUCACUCCAAACUGCAGGGUUCUCUUGGAGACGCAGUGAUCAUUGGGAUGUCCAACUUGGAGCAGCUAGAGCAGAACCUUGACUACAGUGAAGAGGGUCCCCUGCUCCCAGCUGUCGUGGAGGCGUUUGAUAAAGCCUGGAACCUGACUGCACAUGACUGCCCCAACUAUUUCCGCUAGAGACUAGGGUAGGG